AUGCAUAAAAGGAAACUUAAAAUUAACACAUUAACACAAAAUAUAAAAACUCCUGAAAACAUACCAAGAGUGAAAGAUUAUCAAAACAAUCAAAAUGAAUCAAGUGAUUAUUUUCAAUUACCAAGUUUACAAAAGAAGAAAACUUGGAAAGAUGUUGAUGACAAUUUAUCAACUUGGGAUCGAAAUAGUCCUACGGCAGAUGUAUUCUGUUCAUCAGAGAUUGAAAAUAUUACAACAAGAAAAGUUAUGCAACAGUGGGAAGCUAUUGAAAAUACACUGUAUGAAGAUGGUGAACAAGUAACACAAACAGCUAUUUUGGAAGAAUGUGUACAAUGGAGAAUGCAAAUACCUCAUUUAAGAAUAAUUGGAAAAAAUCCAUUUCUCACAUCUAGAACUAAUUAUCAAGAUUUGAAUAUAAAUCAUAAUCAGAUAAGAAGUAGUUCCAGUUCUCAUAACGAAGAUGAAUUUCCAGAAUAUAGUGUUUCAGUAAAGGAAAGAAAAAAUUCAUCCAAACAUAAAUUAGAAAAAACUCCACAGGAUGAAAUAUUUGAUAUGCUUUAUGAAUAUGUAAUAUCUGAGCUGUUUCCAAAUAAAGAAAAUGAAAUUGAUUCAUUACGUGAUGAUUUUAAUGAUGUUUUACAAAUACGUAUGGCACCUAUUCACAGUAAUAAAAGUUCUGCAAAAAGUACAAAGGUAAAUUGGUUUGAAGAAACAAUUCCUCUUGAAAGUAGACUUUCAAAUAAUAGUGGUAAAGCAGUAGAAGAUCAUAUUUUACCAAUGAGAAGAGAAAUUAUUCAAACAUACUCUCAAGAAGUUCAGAAAAAACAUGAUAAUUCUAUGAGUAAUGAAAAAAUAAAAAAUGAGAAGCAUGAGUCUAACAUAGAAGAUAAGUUUUUUAGGCCACACACUAGUAGAAAUAAACUUGGAACUGUUUUUAAUGAAAAGAUUGUAGUUAGUCCUGUACCUUAUGUUUUGUCAACCAGGGAAAGUUUUUCUACUGUAAAAACUACUCCAAUUAAGUUUAUGGCACAGUCUUUAGAAGUGCCUAUCUUUCAAGGCUCAAGUAAACACAGUAAUUAUUUUAAAAAUUCGGGAAGAAGUUCAGCUUCAGUAAAAAUUUCAAAUUAUCAAUCCGCUUGGCAUGCUCCUGUUUCUCCUGCUGUGUGGCCAAAAAAUAUAAAACUUGCUCCAUUAGACACAUCACGAUUUCCGAGCAGCAAAAAUAGAUCUCUAACUUCAUCAUCAGUAGUAUUACCUCGUAACAGAAAACCUUUAAGUCCUAUUUCUCGGCCCAUUUUGCUUACUUCUCAACAAACUAUUUAUAACAAUCAUGAAGGUUUAGAAAUUCAAGGAAGACAUAUAACUCCUGUACAAUCACCUAAGUUAAAUGAAAAUACUAGAAGUAGUAAAAAUAGAAAGAAGAAGAGUCAACUGAAAACAAAGCUACAAUGA
Molecule: messenger RNA, 1452 nt
Organism: Eufriesea mexicana
Lineage: Eukaryota; Metazoa; Arthropoda; Insecta; Hymenoptera; Apidae
Exons: 6
Coding region: 1-1452 (483 amino acids)
Source: RefSeq, a predicted model, not a curated record